AUGGGGCAGAAAGUUGAAAAAUAUGUCGCAUCUUUUCAAGUGUGCUUGCGAACAACACUUGUGAUUGGGCAGCUAUUUUCACUUUUACCAGUAAAUGGAGUGUGGAGCAAGAAGGCUUCUGACGUCAAAUUCGUAUGGGCGUCAUGGAAGUGCACUUACUUAUUCCUGUCGUUGCUGGGACAAAUUUUUAUAACCGUAAUGUGCAUCCAUAAAGUUUUACAUUCUACGUCGUCAUUAAACGGAACAACUCCAAUAAUAUUCUAUAGUACAACUUGUGUAACGAUGUUGCUAUUUUUAAAAGUGGCGAGGAUGUGGCCUACACUGGUGAAGGAAAUCGCUCGUAUCGAAGAUUUAGAUCCGUACCAUAAUAAAAGUCUCGUCAACAAGUGUAAUGCUACGUGUGCUAUUGUGUUAAGUUUGGCUUUAUUGGAGCAUGUAUUGUCAUUACUAUCAGCCAUUGCUGGAACUAUGGCGUGCAUCUCAAAUGAGCUUUCUUAUCGGCAUUUUGUCAAACAUUUCUACCCAUGGGUGUUUAAUUUUUUACCAUAUACUUUCUGGCUGGGAAUUUUAACGCAGUUCCUUCACUUCCAGUCAACGUUUAUUUGGAACUUUUCGGACCUGUUCGUGAUAUGCAUGAGUUAUUAUUUAACAGCGCGACUGGAUCACGUUAACCAAAAACUAUUGAAUGCACAAGGAAAAUAUUUACCUGAAGUAUUUUGGAGAACAACACGCGAAGAUUACGGACGAGCUGUGCAGCUAGUUCGAAGAGUGGACGAAGUUAUCAGUGGAAUUAUUUUCAUAUCUUUUGCAAAUAACCUUUUCUUCAUUUGUCUUCAACUAUUUAAUACUUUGGAAGAUGGAAUCAAAGGACAAGCUGAAUGUGACAAUAGAGAAAAAGGGAAAACUAACCUACUUGGUGGUUACGAAGCGGCUCUAUAUUUUCUUUUUUCGCUAUUUUACCUGAUUGCUAGAUCAGUUUCAGUAUCACUGAUUGCAUCACAAGUAAAUACAGCAUCAACUGUGCCUGCACCCGUCUUGUAUGACGUGCCAUCUCCUGUGUAUUGUGUAGAGGUUCAAAGGUUUUUGGAUCAGGUGAACGGAGAUAAAGUGGCAUUAAGUGGGUUACAGUUCUUCAGUAUUACUAAAGGAUUAUUGUUGACAGUUGCCGGAACGAUCGUCACGUACGAGCUAGUGAUGUUCCAGUUCAACGCAACACCUUCAACUCCCGAUAUAACUACUACCCCAAUAUCUCUUAAUAUCACUACACCUGUUUUUAACUUAAAUACU
Molecule: messenger RNA, 1287 nt
Organism: Brenthis ino (lesser marbled fritillary)
Lineage: Eukaryota; Metazoa; Arthropoda; Insecta; Lepidoptera; Nymphalidae
Source: the annotation of a GenBank genome assembly